Messenger RNA from Homo sapiens (human), 1521 nucleotides. It is a transcript of the gene OR6C6, whose product is annotated as olfactory receptor family 6 subfamily C member 6. Gene Ontology annotation, molecular function: olfactory receptor activity; G protein-coupled receptor activity. Gene Ontology annotation, cellular component: plasma membrane; membrane. Gene Ontology annotation, biological process: G protein-coupled receptor signaling pathway; detection of chemical stimulus involved in sensory perception of smell. The record is from RefSeq and is marked validated. NCBI's taxonomy places the organism in Eukaryota, Metazoa, Chordata, Mammalia, Primates, Hominidae. Bases 277 to 1221 code for a protein of 314 amino acids. The transcript has 2 exons.
GAUAGAUGUCCAUUAAAAUUAUUAAUAUCUGAGUAUCAAUCUUUAUAGUGAGGAUGAAGUUGAGGAAAUGUGGAAAUUCUCUACAGAAACACAAUACGUACACAUUGCCUCUCCCCACAAAAAUCAUUGGUAAUAAAUGUGCCUAUUGGAUAAUAAAAUGUGGUCAUAAAAUGAGUAGAAUUGUCACUAAUUAUGUUAGCAUGCAUCUCUUCCGUGCACACAGAAAGAAAUGAAUAAUAGAUCCAAAAAAGAUUUGAUAAGGAUCACAAAAGAGAAAUGAAGAACAAAUCAAUGGAAAUAGAGUUCAUUCUCCUAGGAUUGACAGAUGACCCACAGUUGCAAAUUGUGAUUUUCCUGUUUCUAUUUCUCAACUACACCUUGAGCCUGAUGGGGAACUUAAUCAUCAUCAUCCUCACCCUGCUGGAUCCCCGGCUCAAGACGCCAAUGUAUUUCUUUCUCCGUAAUUUCUCCUUUUUGGAAGUAAUAUUCACAACAGUGUGUAUUCCUAGAUUCUUGAUAACCAUUGUGACUAGAGACAAAACCAUUUCUUAUAAUAAUUGUGCAACUCAAUUAUUUUUUAUCCUUUUACCGGGAGUUACUGAGUUUUACCUCCUGGCUGCCAUGUCCUAUGACCGCUACGUUGCCAUCUGCAAACCACUGCAUUAUCCAAUCAUUAUGAGCAGCAAAGUCUGCUACCAACUUGUACUUAGCUCUUGGGUAACUGGAUUCUUAAUCAUAUUUCCCCCAUUGGUCAUGGGACUCAAGCUGGAUUUUUGUGCUUCCAAAACUAUUGACCACUUUAUGUGUGAAACUUCUCCUAUUCUGCAGAUCUCCUGCACAGAUACCCAUGUCCUAGAAUUGAUGUCUUUUACCUUAGCUGUGGUGACACUUGUGGUCACACUGGUAUUAGUGAUUCUCUCUUACACUUGCAUUAUUAAGACCAUUCUGAAAUUCUCUUCUGCACAGCAAAGGAACAAAGCAUUUUCCACCUGUACUUCCCACAUGAUUGUUGUCUCCAUGACAUACGGUAGCUGUAUCUUUAUGUAUAUUAAACCAUCUGCAAAAGAAAGAGUGACUGUAUCCAAAGGUGUAGCUUUGCUCUAUACCUCAAUUGCCCCUUUACUAAAUCCCUUCAUUUAUACUCUCAGAAACCAGCAGGUGAAAGAAGUCUUCUGGGAUGUAUUACAAAAGAAUUUGUGUUUUUCUAAAAGACCAUUUUAAGAAUCUGCUACAAAUUACAACUUUACCAUAAAAACUGGAAAACGGCCUGGCAUGGUGGCUCAUGCCUGUAAUCACAGCACUUUGGGAGGCUGAGGAGGGUGGUUACCUGAGGUCAGGAGUUCGAGACCAGCCUGGCCAACAUGGUGAAACCCCGUCUCUACUUAAAAGUACAAAAAUUAGCUGGGCGUGGUGGAGAGUGCCUGUAAUCCCAGCUACUCAGGAGUCUGAGGCAAGAGAAUAGCUUGAACUCGGGAGGUGGAGGUUGCAGUGAGCCCAGAUGGUGCCACUGCACACCAGCUU